Molecule: messenger RNA, 1098 nt
Organism: Poecilia reticulata (guppy)
Lineage: Eukaryota; Metazoa; Chordata; Actinopteri; Cyprinodontiformes; Poeciliidae
Gene: creg1
Product: cellular repressor of E1A-stimulated genes 1
Source: RefSeq, a predicted model, not a curated record
UCGGGAGCGGAAGUUGGCGUUCUGUUUAUAUCUAUUCCUCGGCUCCGUGUGACCGACUGUCCUGCUGACACSGAUCCGACCAUGAGCUCCGCUCUGCGGCCUACUCUUCUAUUCCUCCUCCUCCUCCUCGGCCUCUCCUGGGCCGGCCUCAGCUCCUCCUCCUGCCGGGUCCAGAUCCCUCCUCACGACCAGGUGGCCCGGGUGGCCCGCUUCGUCGCCCACCAGUGUGACUGGGCCUCUAUGGCCACCAUCUCCAGCCACAAGCCGGUGGUGGGUCAGCCGUUCUCCAACGUCUUCUCGGUGAGCGACGGGCCCCACGGAACCAGCUCCGGGGUCCCGUACAUGUACCUGACCCACAUGGAGGUGUCGGUCCAGGACCUGCAGGUGAACCCCCAGGCGUCUCUGUCCAUGUCUCUGGCCCAGACUGAUUACUGCAAGCAGCAGGGCUUCGAYCCUCAGAGCCCGCUCUGCGCUCACAUCAUCCUGUCUGGAUCCGUCCUGCAGGUGAACGGGACCGAGGCGGACUUCGCAAAGAAAGCUCUGUUCAGCCGACACCCAGAGAUGAUCGACUGGCCCACGGACCACAACUGGUUCUUCGCCAAAUUCAACAUCACUCAGGUGUGGGUGCUGGAUUACUUCGGAGGGGUGAAGGUCGUUUCUCCAGAUGAAUAUUUCCAGGCGGCGCCACACAGGAAGCACCAUUGACGGAAUCAACCUUCGACCUGGAGUGAUGGCGAUGAUGAUGAUGAUGAUAACGAUGAAGUCAUCCUCAGCCAGUUCUCUUCUUCUCUUCCUCUUCAAAUUGUUCCACUUCAGCUUCCUCGGAUCAAUCAAUUAAUUAAUCAGCACUAAUCAAGUGGCUGCUGAAUCAGAGAGUUUUAUAUCAAAUUAUAGACUUUAAAUCAGAACAAUAUUAAUCUUUUUGACACAUUUUGGCUUAAACAUGAAUAAUUAAGGAUAUUUAAACAUUAAUGAACACAMAAAAAUAAUUUUGUUAAACAGAAAAAAUAUGAUUUUACAAAAUUGUAGUUCCGAGCUGUCACCACUGGGGGGAGCUAUUGGGCUGAUUAUUAACGCCAUUAAAAUCACUUUAAAGAG